UAUAAAAUUUUAAUUUGCUGCUGUCUUUGACGUUGUUGCUUUUUUCCACCAUCUUGGCUUUGAGAUUUCAUCCAAACCAUCCCAAGUAAUCUUUCAAGUACAAAGCCUCAGGCUGAUUUGAAGUUAGAAAGGAAAACCUCAAGAAAACCUCCAUUACAUUUUCUACUGGAAGGUAACUGUUAGAACGAGGAAUAACUCCGUCAAACGUCAACCAGUAUUGUCGCCCUUCCGCCAUAUUGAGUUUGCACGAAGAAUUUUGACGUCGAAGGAAUUUGCAAGUUUGGGGCAUUUUUCACCGCUUCUUAUCUUCAUGACUACCUAUCCAGAAUGUCCGACAGGUUUGGGCUUAAAGUAAAGGAAAAUGCGGGGAAGACGAAAUAUUCUUCACUCAACUUAAACCAGACGUACAAAGGAACUAAGGUUGAAACCAAGACAUCUUCAGGAACUGCUCGCCAUGGGCUACAGAGCCUUGGAAAAGUCGGUGCAAGUCGUCGAAUCCCUCCGCCUGCAAAUCUUCCGUCUUUGAAGAGCGAAAACUCCGGCAACGAUCCUACAGUUUCUUUAGUUCCUAGUGGUGGUGGAGGAUGGGGCAGUGCGAAGGAGAAACCUUCGGAAACUCCUCCAGCAACUACUUCUCAAACAGUAGCUCCAAGUUCUACGCCAUCGCAAACAAAUGCGCCUACUUCUCAGCAGCCGCUAUUGCAGCCGCAGCGGCCUAUAGCGCCGCCAUCUCAUCCACAGCAUGUACAACAACCUCAACCACAAUCGCAAAACUCGGGGCAGACACAAACACAACCGGCCAAACAACAGCAAGAAUCUCAAGGAAAAACAUGGGGCAGUGUAUCAUCAAACGAGGGUGGUGGUCAAGGUAAGAAAUGACAAAAUUUAAGUUUUAGUUUCUAAGCGAAUAAUUUGUUUUGUUUGACGAAGGAGUAUAUGCAGUUUGACAAUUAACAUAUCGUUUCUGGCGUAUAAUAAACUCAGUGAUAACUCAUGACAAGGAAGUUUUAUCUUCACCAGUAUUAAAAUUAUUGGCUUGUCGAUGUCUACGCUAUAUGUAUUUGCCUUUCAUGAGAUUAUUGCUCCUGUGCUCCUGAAUGAUGGCAUCUAUGUCGCUCCAAUAUUAUGAAGUAUUAAUGACUACUUAAAGCUUUUGUUUCAUUUUCACUCUUGUUAACGAAAAUCCUGGGGUGGUUGGUUUGCUGGAGAUUUUCUGUUUUCUACCAAAUUCAAAAGCAUUUUUUUUCAUGCUCUUAAAAUAUUUAUGUGCCCAGUAAUUCAGUUUAUUUGUAGUCGUAGAAAGUGUGAUUCUGUGCACAAUGUUAUGUACUGUUGGGUGGUUUGCAGCACCUGUUGCAGAAUAGUUAUGUAACGCCUUGUAUGGUAUACAUUGGUUACUUGAAAUCGAGUUGCAAGUGGUAUAUUCGUACUGUAAAAUUGCAAAAGUAACAACUUUUGUUACUUUUGCAUUUAAGGUGGCUCCCUAUAGUUUUGCAAUCACAUGCGCUGAGGAUGAAAACUCAAGUAAUCUGCAUGUGCUGGAAGGAAAAUGACAGUGCUUUUUGAUAUUAUAUGACGUCAACAUGAGCUCAAAAAGUACAACUGACAGUGAGUUUUCUUGUGUUCCCUUGGCUGAAAUUCUGUAAAAUUUGGCAGACUGGUAGUAAAUAUUUUACUUGAACUAGAGCUCGUUCUACAGGGAAAUCUGUAGGAGCAGUUUUUUCACAGUGGUAAAAGUCAAAUUUGCAAACUUGAAAAAACUGCCUGUUCAAACCCUGCUUUUUUCGUGUUUAAAAUUCGUUCCUGCAACGUGCUAUGUGCUGUGAGAAUUUUGGAGGAUUUCACUGAAGGAAAUUCAAGAAAAUCAGAAAGCCAUAAUAAAAGUAAAGAACACGUUUGCUUUGGGUAUUUGUAAUUCAAGACUUAAACCCAAAAUUUUAACAGAUGAUAGUAAAACACUAUUUAAUCAUUGUCUAUCACAUGUAAUAAGUUUGAGAGGACUGGGUGAAAAAACAAAUGGAAAAACAGCAUUCAAGACAUAACACUUGCGUGCAGAAUGCCAUAAAUGAUUACCCUAUGGAGCAACCCUAAGAAACCUUUCCUAUUACUACUAUCAGAGGCUCACUAUUUUGGGGAGCCAAGAUUUGUAUAAUAUGUGGAGCUUUUGCAUCAUAAUGAAAUAAUAUGUUCUUUGUAAAGCUUUGCAGAAGGUAUGUGUAGCCUUUUUCAGGAGCCAUAAUCCCUGAUUAUCAUUCCUGUAUCUGUGUGUUACGUACAUGUGGGAAAAGGGUAGCAUUUAGAGUUAAUGGGAUCCUUGAUGAGAGCAAAAAUUAGUGUUUGGCAUGUGAAAAUUUCUGGAAAGACAAGCUUGAUCUGUGAAUUUACAAGCAGUUAUUCUGUUAAAAGUGUAUGUAACACAUGAAGAUGUCUGAAUUUGGUUGUUUUUGUGUGAAACUGGAUCAAAGAGGAUGAAACAGGCUGAUGUAAAGUCUGUAGAAAAAAGGAAAUAUAAGAAUGAUAAUUCAGUGGUUGUUAUUAGUCACUAUAUAAUAGAAUGUUGAAAAACAUUCAGCACACUCAAAAAACUCAGAACUAAACUUAUUUUGAUAAUUGCAACUGAAGGAGUGUUUUUUGGCAAAAGAGAGAACAUUUCCUCUCUUCUCUAUCAAGAUAGAAGCACUUGCCUUCGGAUUGUAUUCCCACAGCAUUUCUCAGUCCCUAAAUUUCGUCCAGGACAGUAACGUUGGGGUGGGUGGUGAGGAUCCUGAAUCACAGUCCUGUUUUCUAUCAGAUCAUGAAUCAUGUAAUGUGAUGCCGACUAUUUCAUGAAUCACUUUUAGUUUCCAUUGCUGCAGAAAAUAACUUUUAGCUCUGGGUUGUCAACUAGCUGGCUGGCGGUGAAAAUCAUCAUUUACGUUUACUUCACAAUCUUGUUAUUUACCUGAUUCUUUAGAAACAAGGCAAAAUCAGCUGGUUGCUUGAACAAUAACCCCAUGUACUUUAAAAUUUUGUGACAACCAUGGCAUCUGUUCAGUUGAUAUGCAUAGUAUGUAGUUUGAAGGGAAUCUUGGCUGAAAAGCAGUUCAAGUUCCAAAGUAUACCCACUGGUCCCGUUUAACUGAUUCUGGAAUUUUUAGUUGAUAUGUCUGUAAGUGGUUUGAAUACAAAGUGUUUGGGGUGUCACCACGUUUACUUUAUGGUAAUUUAUGAUGUCACUGCUUGGUCAGAGAUCUCAGUAUAGAGUCCACAGAAGAUUUCUUGUUGAAACUGAACAUAAUUGUCUGGAAUGUGAAUUAUUAAAUGAUCAGAAGCACUUUUAUAUCUCUAGAUUCAGUGUGUUUUAAAAAGUCCCACUGCAUAAUGAUGUCAUAAUUUCCCAUCAAGCUUUGAAAAAAUAAACAUGGCAGUAUGCAGGAAAUUUGAAAUCCAAGAAAUAGCUAAAAAGAAAAGCCCAGCGUUCAAAAUAGGCAAAGAAUUAUCAAGUUCAAAUCACUGAAACAAUAAUAUUUAACACAAACACCAUCUUGUGAUUUGGAACAAAACUGUUUUUGUAGCCAAUAUUCCCUUUAAUAGUCUAGGACCAUGGCAAUGUUUUGAUGAACACAUAGGGCAAGAAAGUCCUGAAAAUGCACAAGUUUAAUCCAAAAUCAGUCUAUGGUUCAUGACUUGGCUGUUUGAAGUAGUACUGAUGCAAGUCAGAUUGUUGGGGUCAAAAUUUAGGCAGUAACAAAUUUGAUCAAAAUUUACGAAAGUCACAUGUCCAGGAUAGAAUGCUAAUGGGCUACUGAGAUGCAUGCUUUUUUAGUUAUUUUUUUGUAAAUACUACCUCUUAGUGGGCACGUCGGGUAUGUUAUGGACCAGUCAGUGGA
Molecule: messenger RNA, 3869 nt
Organism: Orbicella faveolata
Lineage: Eukaryota; Metazoa; Cnidaria; Anthozoa; Scleractinia; Merulinidae
Biological process (GO): cell differentiation
Source: RefSeq, a predicted model, not a curated record